UUUAUUUUGCUAUCGGUCUGAUACGCAGCAAAAACGCAUUAAUUGUAGUACGCCUUCCCAUUUUCUCAGAGUCCAAACAGAAACUCGUCACAGAUUUUGAUCUUCGAAAAUUAAAAAAAAUGUCAUGGUCAAGUCUGAGCAGAGCUAGGUUUAGAACAAUUCCUCAGCUCAAAUCUACACUCCAACAGAGGAUUUAUAAUGGCAACGGAGUGAAGAACAACAACACUGGGAAUCAUUGGCAAACUAGUAGUAGUUAUGAUCAGAUUAGAUGUAAAGAAGUUAGGCAUCUGUAUUCUACUUACACUAAUAGCACUAAUUUUAAUGCAAGAGAACAGAAAUCCAGAAAAACCCUAAUUUAUUUAUCGGGUGUAGCAAUUGCAAUGGUUGGCUGUAGCUAUGCUGCUGUUCCUCUAUAUCGUCGCUUCUGCCAAGCUACUGGUUAUGGCGGCACUGUUCAACGCCGUGAGAGUGUUGAAGAGAAGAUUGCAAGGCAUAGUAAAGAAGGAACAUUGGCUACAAGGGAGAUUGUGGUGCAAUUUAAUGCUGAUGUGGCUGAUGGCAUGCCAUGGAAGUUUAUCCCCACUCAAAGAGAGGUAAGGGUAAAGCCAGGAGAGAGCGCUCUUGCGUUUUAUACAGCAGAAAAUCGAAGUAAAACUCCAAUAACUGGUAUAUCUACAUAUAAUGUUACCCCUAUGAAGGCUGCAGUGUACUUCAACAAAAUACAAUGCUUUUGCUUCGAGGAACAACGGCUUCUUCCAGGGGAGCAGAUUGACAUGCCAGUAUUCUUUUAUAUUGACCCAGAAUUUGAAACAGAUCCUAGAAUGGAUGGGAUCAACAACAUAAUUUUAUCCUAUACAUUUUUCAAGGUUUCAGAUGAAUGAUUCCGAAUAUCCUUGAUGCUGAGGGGCUGGCCAGUAUAGAAUGCAACAACAACCACAUGCUUGUUUACCGCAAGCAAUGGUAGAAAAGGAUAUAUAGAUUAUUUCUUGUACUAAUUGGCCUGAUAUUGUUCGCAAACAUCCACUUUUUAAGUCGGAAGAAAGUAAAGAGAGAUUUUUUUGCAUUGCAUAUAAGUUCAACGUUUGAUCAUUGUUUCUCUAUUUGUUAUGAAAUGUAAAAUAUAAUGAAAUAAGGUUCAAAGCGUUUUAAGAA
Messenger RNA from Mercurialis annua (annual mercury), 1152 nucleotides. RefSeq names its product cytochrome c oxidase assembly protein COX11, mitochondrial. Gene Ontology annotation, cellular component: mitochondrial inner membrane. The record is from RefSeq and is a predicted model, not a curated record. Bases 120 to 881 code for a protein of 253 amino acids. NCBI's taxonomy places the organism in Eukaryota, Viridiplantae, Streptophyta, Magnoliopsida, Malpighiales, Euphorbiaceae. The transcript has 7 exons. Gene Ontology annotation, molecular function: copper ion binding.